This is a messenger RNA of Gamsiella multidivaricata, 1083 nucleotides long. RefSeq names its product Alpha/Beta hydrolase protein. The record is from RefSeq and is a predicted model, not a curated record. NCBI's taxonomy places the organism in Eukaryota, Fungi, Mortierellomycota, Mortierellomycetes, Mortierellales, Mortierellaceae. Bases 178 to 1047 code for a protein of 289 amino acids. The transcript has a single exon.
CAGUCUGCAAAGUACAGAGGCGGGUCUAAAUUGUAAUCCGGCCGCUGAAAAUCGUGAGCUCAGACAGCGCAGCCGAGCUGCAUUCAUCCGUUCAUCCGUUCAUUGUAUUCAUUCCAGUUUCCACCUUCCAAUCAACACUAUCCACGACAACGCCGAAUCAGCCAGACCUUCGUCCAAAUGACUGUUGUCCGUGAUAUUGUCUAUGCCCCCGUCUCGGACUGGGAGAAGCACACCCUCGACCUUUACUGUCCUCAAGCCCAGGCAAACCCUCAUCGCUCCCUGAUCGUGUUUGUUCACGGAGGUGCGUGGAGGACCGGCGACAAAAACGGAUUCAUAGAUCUAGCCAAGAACCUUGCUGACUCUACCGGAGAUGCUGUUGCUGUCGUCAACUAUACGCUGUCAAUUGCCGCUAUUAAGAACGAUCCAACCUCAGUCCCGUCCAAGGCACAGCACCCUAAACAUGUCCAAGAUGUAGCCCUAGCAAUUGGAUAUCUUUACACACAUGCUCAAACAUAUGGGACAUAUAACCCAGAACACAUUUUCCUUGUCGGGCAUUCAGCCGGUGGCCACAUCACAGGGCUCUUGGCUUUGCGUCCAGAUCAGUACCUGGAACCCAUUGAAGCCGAUCUGGGAUUGACGAAGGGUACUCUACACUCAGCAAUCCGUGGUGUCGUCGGCGUAGAGGGCAUCUACAACGCGGACCGCCUAUUGAAAAGAUGGCCAUCCUAUCGCGAUUUUAUCAUCCAGGGAUUUGGGCAGGAUCCAGCAACUCUGAUUCAUGGGUCUCCAGCAGGUCAAGAGAUUCCACAAGACUCAGGAUUCGUCCUUCCAAGAUAUGCUGUUAUUCAAUCGACCCAGGAUGAGUUGGUUGAUUCCGAGCAGGCCAGUGAUUAUUACGUGUAUCUGCAGUCCCUCGCCAGUACUUCGGGGGACGGGGUUGCGCUGGAAUUUGGAGACUGGGGCACUCACGACGAGAUGCUGCAAACACCACAGUUCACGAAAACAAUCACCACGUAUAUCCAUGGCUGGGAGACCUCAUUGGAAUAGGGGCGAUAGCAGCAAUAAAUUACAAUUGAUACCUUU